AUGAACUAUAUGCCGCAAUCAUCCAAGGCGCAAAACACCGCAGAGCUGCCAUAUUACGCACAAGAUGUAGACUUCGACGAUCUUGCAAAACGAAACCCAGACUGGGCCGCCGUCUGCGAGACCGCCAGGAAGAGCAAAUGGAUCGACUUUCAAGACCCCAAAGUCGUGCUGCAGCUGACCAACAGCCUCCUGAAAUGCGACUUCAGCAUCGCCGCUCUUGAUCUGCCCGAUGACCGCCUCUGCCCACCUGUCCCGGUGCGCUGGAACUACGUCCGCUGGAUCCAGGAGCUGCUCGACACUACUUCUGACUCCUACAGCGACCGAUAUGAUCCCGAGAGACAAGCCAUCGGUCUCGAUGUCGGCGUAGGCGCAUCGGCUAUCUACCCUCUGCUCGCAGCAUCGACGAGGCCUGAGUGGCGAAUCGCUGGCACAGACAUCGACCAGCACUCGCUCGACUAUGCCAGACGCAACGUGGAUAACAAUGGCCUCAGUAAGCGCGUAAAGCUCGCGCUCACCACCUCAGAUGCUCCGAUCAUACCACUACAGGCUCUUGGAGUCGAGGAGCUGGACUUCGUCAUGACGAAUCCACCAUUCUACACCUCAGAAGCGGACAUGCAGGCUUCGUACGGUAGCAAACAACUCCCUCCUUCCGCGAUCUGCACCGGCUCUGAUAACGAGAUGAUCUGUUCUGGAGGGGAUGUUGGCUUCGUUCUGCGAAUCUUGGAGCAAAGCCUACAGCUACGGGAGAAAGUGCAAUGGUAUACAGCUAUGCUAGGCAAGCUCUCCUCACUACAGCAGAUCGUGGCGAAGCUCAAGGAACACGAUAUCACGAACUUCGCCGUGGCAUGCUUACAAGCUGGGCACAAGACGAAGCGAUGGGCGGUGGGAUGGAGUUUCCAGGACUUCAGGCCGAGAGUUGAUGUGGCGAGGCAUGGGGACCUGGUGCACGCGGUUCUGCCUUACCCAACUGCGCAAACGAUCGCUGUGCCUCUGAUGAGCACGGAGUGGGCGGGUAAAAAGGUGGAUGCGGCGAUGAAGGAGCUGGAUGUACGGUGGCAGUGGCGGGCGAGUAGUGCGGUGGGAGUCGUUGAAGCAAGGGAGAACGUAUGGUCGAGGGCUGCGAGGCGGAAGAAGAGGUUCGGCGGUAACGACUCGACGAUGAAGGAAGUCAAGAUGGGCGAUGCAGGCGAGGAGAGCAGUGAAGAGGAAGAGCAUGUAGCGCUGGCGGUCAAGAUCUCAGUAUCGAAUGAGAAGGUCGACGUCCGCUGGCUGAGAGGGACGGAUCAUGUUCUGUUCGAAAGCUUUUGCGGCAUGUUGAAGCGCUCGCUGACUGCGCGCGAUUAG
This is a messenger RNA of Saxophila tyrrhenica, 1344 nucleotides long. RefSeq lists its product as uncharacterized. The transcript is spliced from 2 exons. The record is from RefSeq and is a predicted model, not a curated record. Gene Ontology annotation, molecular function: 23S rRNA (adenine(1618)-N(6))-methyltransferase activity. Gene Ontology annotation, cellular component: nucleus. NCBI's taxonomy places the organism in Eukaryota, Fungi, Ascomycota, Dothideomycetes, Mycosphaerellales, Extremaceae. The coding region runs from base 1 to 1344 and encodes 447 amino acids. Gene Ontology annotation, biological process: rRNA base methylation.